UGGGUAAAAAAAUGGCUGAGGUUGAUUUUGGGGAUCGUGAGCUCUUUGAGCAGCUAAAUGACUCUGCUCCGCUUCUCCCCUCACAUGUUCGCUUCACAGACGAUGGAGAAGACCAGGAGGAGACGAGCCAGCUCCGGAGCAGGCUGAAGGAAUGUGAUGACUACAUCCAGAGACUCACGGAGGAGAAUAAGGGUUUGAGAAGAAAGCUUAACAUUCUCACACGUCCAAGCGGAAUCGUUGUCGAAGAUCUCAACAUUGACGGCCCUGUUCUUCAAAUCCUUUACGCAAACAACGUCAUUUCCAAACAAUGUCGCCAAGAAAUUGAAGACAGCAUCUGCAGUGUGAUUUUGAAGCAUCAACAACUGGGUGAUGAAACGAAAAAGAACACCUAUCACAUAAAACCACAGAACUCAGCCUUUACCUUGGAUGAAGAUCCACAAAAAUUGUCUUCUAGUAGUGCAAGAACAACAGGAGAAUCCUUUAAAGUGGUUGGAAGUGUAUUACAUUUCACUACUUUUAGUGUUGAUAAACUUGGACAACCUCUGAUGAAUGACAGCCCUCAGAUGACAGAUGGAUGGGAGGUUCCAACCUAUAACCAGGUCUUCUGCCAAGUCGUUGGCACGGAUGGAGUAGAAAUAGAAAUGAAAGACAAAAGACCAAAAUCUAUUUGUUUCAACUGCGGUCUGAGCAGUCAUCAGAUGAAGGAUUGUCCCAAGCCCAAAGAUAUGGCUGCAAUCAACGAGAGAAGGAAGGAGUUUAAUCAGAACAACAACCAGGCCAUGCAGAGUAACCAGCGAUACCACGCUGACGAAGUGGAGGAGCGGUUUGCCAAAUACAAGGCUGGAAUGAUGAGCGAGGAGCUCAUGGCAGCACUGGGACUUGAUAGAAACACCCUUCCACCUCUGAUCUACCGCAUGAGGCAGCUUGGAUACCCACCAGGUUGGCUCAAAGAGGCAGAAAUGGAAGACUCAGGCUUGGCCCUUUAUGAUGGAAAUGCUUCAAACGAUGGCAAUGCAACAGACAACGCCAACUCCCAAAAUGUCUCUUAUGAUGUUUCCAAACUGGUGGAUUUCCCAGGUUUCAACGUGCCUGCACCAAACAUGAAAGAUGAGUUUAUGCUGUAUGGCUCUGUCCCGAUACAGAGCUGCCACAUGAAGCAAAACUACGCAGCCUACCUGUCCAGCAACUUCCCCAUGCCUGGUGCCAACAGCAACAAGAGACAGCAUGAAUCUGACUCGUCUUUUCAGCAGAGGAAGAAGAUGAGGUCCAGUCCCGAUCGAGCCUCUGAUAGAAGCUCAGACAUGGAUAUUGAAUCGGAUCCAGGGACACCUUACCAUACUCAAGGUGCAGGUGACUUCCAGUUCCAACCUCCGCUGCCCCCUGGCUCUCCUUGCUUCAGUUCACCUCCUCCUCUACCACAUGGCACUCCUCCUGCUACACCCACUCCUCCACCUCUCCCCAAAGGCACUCCUCCUCCCACACCCACCAAUGGCUCUCCAGCUCUGCGUGGGCAGAGCUGGACGGCUGCUGAUGACGCCGCAGAGGGAACAGAGGAUGAACUGACACUGGAGGAGCUGGAGGAGCAGCAGAGGUUGAUAUGGGCGGCUCUUCAAAAUGCAGAAACGGCAACCAACAGUGACUCUGAGACACCUGCCACGGGAACUCCUGUACCCAGUUCUCCAAGCGUGUCCACACCUGUGCAUGUGGACACAGAAACAGAAGAGACUGAGGAAGCAAUGGACACUAGAAAACCUGAAGAAACUUGUCAAAACAUUGAAAUUAAAAGUGAACCUCAGAGCCCUGGGCCGAUCAAAGCUGAGGAAGACAGUCCUCAGAGUCCUGAACCAGUAAAAAUGAAAUCUGAAAGCCUUCUGAGUCCAUGUCAAAUUAAAGUUGAGGAAGACAGCCCUCAGAGCCCGGACCCAAUCAGAAUCCAGGAAGACAUCAGACAGAGGCCUGAUCUGGGUUACCUGCAUGGUGGUGCUGGAGAUUGUGCCUCUCCUGAGCACAGUAUGAAGAUAACAGCUGUGCCUCAUCGGAGCAACUUUGCAGCUGGCAUUGUUCCAUUUGAAGAUACACCAGAGUUCACUGAAGUUGCAGAAGCCACAGGGACUUAUCUUAAGAUCAGAGACUUACUUAAAAGCUCACCUCGAAAUUUGGCGAAAAAAAAGUAACAGAUGUACUUUUUUGAUUUGGAACCCAGGGACACAUGGACAUUUUUUAAACAAAUGCUUCUGUUUUCAAUUUCAUGACCAUCUCAUCAAGCGUGUUUUAGCAGUUUAUUUUAUUUUUUUACCAAAUUGAAUGUCCGUGCUGUAAAUGCAUUUGAUCUGUACGAUGGGGGGGGGGGACAUAGAGGGAUGCUGUAGCAAUCAUGUUUUAAUAGGCUUCAACCAAUUCCUUUUAUUUCUGUAUUAGUAGUGUAACUCAUACUAUUUGUUGCACUGUAUAAGUUGUACAAGCGUCAGUAUCUCACUUGACUCCAUCUCAAAAACAUUGUUUUAAAUCACAUUUCUAUUUUUUGUUCCACUUUAAUUGCUUUAAAACUAUAAAGCAAACUGGACUCAGA
This is a messenger RNA of Cheilinus undulatus (humphead wrasse), 2569 nucleotides long. RefSeq names its product zinc finger, CCHC domain containing 8 (gene zcchc8). Gene Ontology annotation, molecular function: RNA binding; zinc ion binding. Gene Ontology annotation, cellular component: catalytic step 2 spliceosome. The record is from RefSeq and is a predicted model, not a curated record. NCBI's taxonomy places the organism in Eukaryota, Metazoa, Chordata, Actinopteri, Labriformes, Labridae. The transcript is spliced from 14 exons. The coding region runs from base 12 to 2174 and encodes 720 amino acids.